Molecule: messenger RNA, 588 nt
Organism: Adineta ricciae
Lineage: Eukaryota; Metazoa; Rotifera; Eurotatoria; Adinetida; Adinetidae
Source: the annotation of a GenBank genome assembly
AUGCCAAUAGCAGAUACGAAGCAACAUGUAACAAUAGAAAAAACGCCACACUAUUUUGUCGACAAACGUACUCCAAAACGUCUUGCACGUUUACUACCUGAUGUGAAAUUAAUUUUAAUUCUACGUGAUCCAAUUAUUCGAGCAAUUAGUGAUUAUGUUCAAAUCAAAAAUCGACAUGAAUCCUACCCGACGUUUGAUAACUUCGUUUCGAUGGAGAAUUUCACUAAGUGGACACCGAUUCGAAUCGGCUGUUACGCCAUUUACCUUCGUCGAUGGUUAAAAUACUUCCCGCUAGAACAAAUUCAUUUUGUCGAUGGAGAAAAUCUCAUUCAUCGGCCAUGGGAAGAGUUAGAAUCUGUACAAAGAUUUCUCAAUGUAUCAAAUCACAUUCGCGAAGAAGAUUUCUACUUUAAUAUGGAAAAACGUGGCUUUCCUUGUAUCAGACAACCGAAUGGUUGUUUAGGUUCAUCGAAAGGUCGCCAACAUCCAACGAUUUCCGGGCAAACACGCGAGAAACUAAAACAUUUGUAUUCGAAUUGCAAUCUGCAACUGAAACAGCUAGCUCAGAUAGAUUUUCCUUGGCUUUAG